Paramecium tetraurelia is the source of this 1071-nucleotide messenger RNA. RefSeq lists its product as uncharacterized. Gene Ontology annotation, biological process: ribosomal large subunit biogenesis. The record is from RefSeq and is a predicted model, not a curated record. Gene Ontology annotation, cellular component: preribosome, large subunit precursor; nucleolus. The transcript is spliced from 2 exons. Lineage: Eukaryota; Ciliophora; Oligohymenophorea; Peniculida; Parameciidae. Gene Ontology annotation, molecular function: protein binding.
AUGUAAAUAAUUACUGGUGAUGAAACAGGAUUAUUGAAAUUGAUUGAUUUGGAGAAAAAGGAGGUGGUUAGGAAAUAUGGGGAAUAAGGAAAGGAGUUUAAAAUAAUCUAAAUACUCACUCUGAAAAUAUCUGACAUUAGCUUUUUUCUGGUUUUGAGGGAGGAAAGCUUGGUAUUAUUGGAUAAUGAAUUAAAUGAAAUAACACAAAUCAGCAUUGAUGCAUCACCUUUAAAAGCAUUUUGUGAUUCAAAUCAUGAUAUCUAUAUAAUUUAUACCAACAGAAAAAUUAAUCAUGUAAAGUAUGACUAAGAUCAAAACAUAUUUCUUUAAUAAGCAAAUAUUAACUCACAGGAUUUUUUGCCAUUAACCAAUUGUAAAGAUAAGUAUGUGACUUCUGCUGCUAUCUCUAAUGAUUAAGCAUUGUUAUUGGUAACUUAUUUUGGUGCUCCACCAUCCAUUUUCAAUUUAAAAUAGAAAAAAUUAUAAUGGCAAUCAAGGAAUGUAAAAAAUGAUGAAUUAGAUCUCUAAGUCAAAAUGCAUGAUUAUGAUGGAUUGUUCUUAGAUGACUAUUCCGUCGGUGUUAUUACAACCCACUUAACCUUAAGAAUAUAUAGUAUUCUAGAACAGAGAUCAUAACCAGUUGCUGAGCAUUCCUUAAAGCAUUCAAAAACCAAAAUCAAAAUAAUCAGACCUUAUAAUGAAAAAUAUUAUAUGAUUAAUGAGAGAGGAGAAAUUUUAAUUUACAAGAAAAAUUUUACUUUUGAGAGAAUGAUUAAGGGUACCUUUGGAGCUGUCAGAGAUGUGGCUUUUAAUAAGGAAUACAUCUACACAGUUAGCAUUGAUCGUUUUUUAAGGGUUUAUCACAAUGAAAAUGUAAGAAUUCCAUUAUCAAUUAAUUUAUCACAAAGGUUGCAAGCCAUCAAUUUCUAUUGUGCUGAAUACAAAGAUAUUGAGAUAGAGAAAAAAUAAGAAAAGAUUUGGACAAUAUAAAAUGUGAAAAGAGGCCAAGGCUAGAUUUGCUGGAAUGAGAAGACACACCAUUAAAUUGCCAUAUUUGGAUAAGAUGUUUGA